Equus caballus (horse) is the source of this 1743-nucleotide messenger RNA. RefSeq names its product MAGE family member B17 (gene MAGEB17). NCBI's taxonomy places the organism in Eukaryota, Metazoa, Chordata, Mammalia, Perissodactyla, Equidae. Gene Ontology annotation, biological process: negative regulation of transcription by RNA polymerase II. Gene Ontology annotation, cellular component: nucleus. The record is from RefSeq and is a predicted model, not a curated record.
AGCAGCCUUGGCUGGAUGUGGCUUACUCUCACUUCCGCCUUGGAAGUUUUGAGAAGCUGAGGACUGGGUCUGAAGGGCGCAACCUCUGGUCGGUGGAGAGUGUAAUUCCGAGGGCUCGUCAGGUGUCAAAGUGCCUGCAUCACGUGCCUUCCAGUCACAUCUUGCCUGCUAUUCCUAACCACGGUCAUGCCUCGUGGUCAGAAGAGUAAGCUCCGUGCCCGUGAGAGACGCCGCCAGGCCCGGGCUGAGGACCAGGGUUUCGGGGGUGCUCAGGCCACUGCAGCAGUGGAAGAAGAGUCCUCCUCUUCCUCCUUGCCUGUUUCUGGGGGUACUCCCUCGAGCUCCCCUGCUGCAGGCACUCCCCAGAAGUCUCAGAGAGCCCAAACCGCCAGCUCUUCUGCUGCAGCCACUUUCCGCACAAGUUCUGAUGAAAGCGCCCACGAGGAAAAUGCAAGUUCCUCCCAGGCCCCACCCUCCUCUGAGAGCUCGUGCAAAGAUCCUCUGAUCAGGAAGACAGGCGAGUUGGUGAAGUUUCUGCUGUACAAGUAUAAAAUUAAAGAGCCCAUUACAAAGGCAGAGAUGCUGAAGAUUGUCAACAACAAGUACAAGAAGCACUUCCCAGAAAUCCUCCAGAGAACCACCGAGCACUUGGAGCUGGUCUUUGGCCUUGACCUGAAGGAAGUCAACCCCAGUGGUCGCUGUUACGCCCUUGUCAGCAAACUAGACCUUUCUGAUGAAGGGGGUCUGAGUGGUUCCACGGGCUUCCCCAAGAAUGGGCUCCUGAUGCCUCUCCUGGGCAUGAUCUUCAUGAAUGGCAACCGCACCACCGAGGAGGAGAUGUGGAAAUUCCUGAAUCUCUUAGGAGUCUAUGAAGGGAGGAGGCACUUCAUCUUUGGGGAGCCCAGGAAGCUCAUCACCCAAGAUUUGGUGGAGCAGAAGUACCUGGAGUACCGGCUGGUGCCCAACAGUGAUCCUCCAUGCUACGAAUUCCUGUGGGGUCCAAGAGCCCAUGAUGAAACCAGUAAGAUGAAAGUCCUGGAGUUUUGGGCCAAAGUCAAUCAUAGUGCCCCCAGUUCCUUCCAGGCCCAGUACGAGGAGGCUUUGAGAGAUGAGGAAGAGCGAGCUCGAGCCAGAGCUGCAGCCAGGGCUGCUGCCAGUGCCAGGAUCCGCUCCAGGGCCAUGGCAGGCAGACCCUCCCAGCCUUAGUGAAGUCUGAAGCAAAGUCUUCACCUUGAAGUUGCAAAGGGCUGUCAACCCUCUCAGUAAUGGGGGGCGAGGUGGGGAUGGAGAGAGCACAGUAUAGCUCUUCUUUGUGUUCUUGUUAUUUAUAAGUAACUUAUAGAUUUACCUUUUUUUCCUUAUUUUUCCAUUGUGUUCUCAUUAAAAAGGUUUAUUUAGAUUCAGAAUCGAAGUUUAUGAAUAACAUGGCUCACACAUCUGUUGCUGUUUAUCAAGUUUGAGAGUAAUAGUUCUGUAUUUUGUGAAACAAAUUGAAAAUCCUUGCAUCUCUUAUUGUGAUCCAGCACCAGAAAACAUAGCAUUGGAAUAGGUAUUUUCUUUAAAAUGUGAAAGAACCCCACAGUGAAAUAGUUGGGAUAAUGAGACAGUGGGAGGGGGAGUACAGGGUGCUUCAUUCUUAGUUUUCUUUAUCCAUUUUACUCUUUCUUUUGGUAAAAUUAAAAGAUACAUACCUGGAUUUGCUUAGCUUAUUCAAGAAUGUAGGAGAAAAUAAAUUGUCAUAAA